Saccharomyces paradoxus is the source of this 816-nucleotide messenger RNA. RefSeq names its product Atg27p (gene ATG27). Bases 1 to 816 code for a protein of 271 amino acids. The transcript has a single exon. The record is from RefSeq and is a predicted model, not a curated record. Lineage: Eukaryota; Fungi; Ascomycota; Saccharomycetes; Saccharomycetales; Saccharomycetaceae.
AUGGUAUCGAAGACUUGGAUAUGCAGUUUCGUCAGCGUAAUUACAGCGGUGCAGGCCUUGUCUUGCGAGAAGCAUGAUGUAUUGAAAAAGUAUCAAGUGGGAAAAUUUAGCUCACUAACUUCUGCGGAAAGGGAUACUCCGCCAAGCACAACUAUUGAAAGGUGGUGGAUAAACGUUUGCGAGGAGCAUUCUGCAGAACCUCCAGAAGGCUGUAAAAAAAAUGAUAUGCUAUGUGGUCUAACAGAGGUCGCCUUGCCUGGCAAAGAUGCUAUCACCACUCAGAUUAUAGAUUUUGACAAAAACAUUGCUUUCAAUGUCGAGGAAGUUGAGAGUGCACUCAUACUGACACUAAAAGGCGCUAAGUGGGGGUCAAAUUCUUUUGACGCAAAACUGGAAUUCCAGUGUAAUGACAAUAUGAAACAAGACGAGCUGACUAGUCAUACAUGGGCCGACAAAAGCAUCCAAUUGUCCCUUAAAGGUCCAUCUGGUUGCUUGAAGAGUAAAGACGACGACAAGAAAAAGGGCGACGGUGAUAACGGUAAGGAUGGUGACAACGAGGGGAAAAAGCCAGCUAAGAAGUCAGGCGGGGCUUCGUGGUUCACUUGGUUAUUUCUAUACGCUUUAUUGUUUACAUUGAUAUACCUGAUGGUUGUAUCAUUUUUGAAUACCAGAGGAGGCUCUUUUCAAGACUUCCGUGCCGAGUUUAUUCAACGUUGUACUCUAUUUUUCACUUCCUUACCUGAAUUCUGCAGAGAGGUGGUUACGAGAAUCUUGGGUAGAAGUACUACUCAAAGAGGCGGUUAUAGCGCCGUUUAA